Messenger RNA from Ornithodoros turicata, 614 nucleotides. Its product is annotated as methanethiol oxidase-like. NCBI's taxonomy places the organism in Eukaryota, Metazoa, Arthropoda, Arachnida, Ixodida, Argasidae. Gene Ontology annotation, molecular function: selenium binding. The annotation marks the transcript as partial. The record is from RefSeq and is a predicted model, not a curated record. The transcript has 4 exons.
CCGGUUUCUAUCUGCCGCGGGCAGACACUCCCAAGUGUUCGUGCGGUGUGGAUCUCUGCGUCUGUUGUCGUUCGCUCCAGCUGCAAUUGCCGGGAAAUGUCGGACUGUCACCACCAAUGCCCAAGUGUUGGUCAUCCGACACCUCUGGCAGCGAUGAGAGGCCCUCACGAGAAGAUCCUUUACAUCCCUUGCAUCGUUCCUUCUAAGGACCUGCCGGACUAUUUGGCUACCAUCUGUGUGGAUCCCGAGUCUGAUGACUAUGGCAAGGUUGUUCAUCGAUUGCGGAUGCCAAACAAGGGUGAUGAGCUCCAUCACAUGAACUGGAACGUGUGCAGCAGCUGUUAUGGCACUCGUGGGAAGUCAAGGGACAAACUUAUCUUGCCUUCCCUAAACAGUGACAGGAUUUAUGUCGUGGACGUCAGUGCAGAUGCCUUUGCGCCCAGGUUGUUCAAGACUCUUCUAACGUCCGCCGAAGGUCAAGCUGUCUCCUGGAUACGCACAGUUAUGUGUUUAACGGAUCCUGAAAAAUGUAGCGCAAUAAGAAUAUUAAUAAGCACGACGCUUUCAAAUCACCGAUGGAAAACGGAGUUCUGCGCCAUCUACCGAGCCAGUUG